UGUUCACUCUCCGGACCUUGAGGUGGCGCUGUACCAUUAGCUGCAAAGCUCCUUAAAGGAAAAGAAGACGAUAGUUGCGGGAAAACUGAAGCUGUUGAUUCCUGUUUUGGUCAUUUCAUCGUUUAAGACUAGCAGAUACUGGGACAACAAUACAAGCUGUGUGACAUGACCAGAGUCUUAACGUUUUUGGAGCCGGACCAUUUGACAUAAUGAAACUGAAAAGGUCACCAUUCAGUCAACACUAGGACAUUUCAAAGACAUUGUGUGCAUGGUCUUUUUUAAAAAAACACCAAUGGAAGCACCAAAACCUGCAGAUGUCAAAAAGGGGAUAUCAGCCCUUUGGGAGACUCUUCAAUGUCCCAUAUGCUUGGAUUUAUUGACUACACCGGUAUCUACUAAGUGUGACCAUCAGUUUUGCAAAUUUUGUAUGAUGAAACUUUUGGAGAACUCUAAACAAAACAGGGCCACCUGUCCAGUGUGUAAAACCAAGAUAACCAAAAGGAGCUUGCAGGAGAGCCCUGGGUUUCAGAGACUUGUAGCAGGAUUACAGGAUAUGAUAGAAGCAUAUGAACAUGACACUGGCACAAACUACUUCACUGAAAUUUCGCAGCAAAACAGACAAACAGGUGUCAUGGAUGCAGAACCUACUAAACAUUCUUAUGAUAUAUCAUCUCGAGAGACAUCUGGGACUGACCAUGACAACAUGGAAAAUGUUAACAGUGCAGAUCUUCCAAGAUCUCACUCUUCAACUAUAGCAGCACAAAAUGGAUUUGCAAGACUUAUGGGACUUGAAGACUCAUCUCCUUUGACAGUUGAAAAUGAAGGCCGGGACAGUGGCCUUGGUGACGUCCCACCGACUUCAGAAAAGAAAAUGCACAGCUCUCCAGAUAAUUUGGAACCAACAGAAACAGAAAUGUCAGAAGUUGUGGAAAAGACAACAUCAAAACAUAAAAUAAAAGCCAAUAUGAGAUUUUCCAAAUUUGAGAAUGCCUUACUUGAUCCAUUAUUAAUUCCAGAUGAGACUGAACACAAACAUUCAAGACUGUCCAAAAGGAAAAAGCAGAAAAAGGAUUUAGAGCCUGACAAGAUUCUUGAGCAAAAACAGAAAAAAAGUGUAGAGAAGGUUACUGAGUGGCUAAUGAAAGUUCCAAUUGAAGGAAGUUGUGAGACAGAGAAGCCCGACAAAGACACAGAUGACUCUGACAGCUCUUCUUCGCCUUCGACAGUAGAUGUCAUGCAACACAUUAAUGAUGUGAAUCCUAAGAGAGAGGAUCGUACUAAAGCCCUGGAAGAGCAGGUGUUCGGAGCAGUCUAUAAACGAGAGAGAAGGGGAAACAGGACCAGCUCUCGUCCUCCUCAUGUUUUUGUUGAACCACCAGAAACUGAAGAAACACAGACAUCUCAGCUGGUUUCCAAAAGGGUGGAGGGUGGAGGAGGAUGGAGAAACAUCCUUACUCCUGCUGAUUUUUGCAAGAAAAACUUUGAGGAUGAAAAUGAAAAUGACAUUGAGGAACAACAACAGAUGACAAAAGAACUGGAUGACACCAACACUGACAUUUUUAAAGAAACCAACACUUGUGAGGAUUUAUGUUCUUUGUCUGAUACUGAACAACAACCAAAAACAAAGUCAAAGAAAAGGAUGCAAAACACUCUGCAGGAUGUUGACAGUGAUUUGCAGAAGCAAGCUAAGGCAGAAUCUGAAAAUACUGAGCAACAGAAAACAGACAAGAGAAGAGGUAAGAACACAAGGUCUGAAAAAGGAAAGCCUGCUAGGGUGGUGAAGCCCCUUGUCCUGGUUGGAGUUAAAAAUGACGAAACAAGUCCUAAGACUAGACUAGGAUCAGAAGAGGUGCAGCUACAUAUUGAGAACUAUCCUAGCAGUGGGGACCAGGACACUCCUAUCAUGAGGAACACCAGGAGAAGUAGAAGACUUCAAGGUUACAAGAAAGCAUACUUGAAAGCCAUUUUACCUGAGAAAGACAGCGAUGUUGCAAAGCAAUCCGAGGAAGCAAAAGUUGGAACACUGGAAAAUACAACAUCACCUGGAAAUGAAAGCAAGACAAGGGUGUCCAAAAGAAAUGGAUGCAUUUACAAUCAAGAUGUAGGUGGAAUUGAAACUGUGGAGCCUGCUGAGAGAAUGUCCAACACAUCAACAGAAAAUUUGAAAGAGUCUGUUGCUGAAGUGCCAAAUGCUGAAAUAUCUGAAACUAGUUCUGCUUGUUAUAUCCCUGUGGUCCUAGGAUCUCCAAGUCCAACUGAAACAGGUGUGGUAGAUGCACCACUUGAAAGUGACAAUCCAGCAAAUCAGUUUCCAAAAAAUAUUCAUUUGCAAACCUCGGCUUGCAAGAUUAAAGGCACUUUAGCAGAAAUUGGGGAUGAUAAGAAUGACAGUGAGUUGGACACGGAGCAACUGCUCAGGAGCUUCAAAGCCACUAAAAGGAAAUCUUUCCAUCUUGGUGGUCCAAAUGUGAAAAGGACCCGUGGUUUAAACAAGGAAAGCAUGAAGGAUGCUGAAGCAGAAGAGAAUGAUUUUGCUUGUUCUGGUGUUGAACCUAUGAAAAAAGAGACCUAUACAGUAACAUCUGAAAUCACCAACCAAGAGGUAUUAAGACACAAUGAGAACUCGCCUUGUAGUGAUUUGUUUUCCCCAUCUGACUCACCUGUCCAGGCAAGAAAAAACGUCAAAAAAACAGAUCAAGCGGAGGACGUUAUGAUCCCUGACACCAGUUGUUCAGGUCAGGACAAUGCUGUUGGUAACGGCCUGUCCAGGAAUAGCAUUAGCAGUCCCCUCAGUCCUAAUAAAGUGUCAAAGUGUGAAAUAGAACAUCCUCAUCUUUCUAUGGUUGUAGAAGUAGUUGAUUCCGGGCUCCGCUUCACAGCAGUUGAACAUGAGGCACAAAAUGAAGCCUCAAAGUCCUCUCAGAUUGCAGAGAGUCAACAGGAUUGUUCUGUGAGGGAUUUUGACAAAGGGAAUGGGAUAAGAGGGAAUAUUUCCUUGGGAAAACUUUGUUCAGUCAACAAGGGUGAACAUAUCUUAAAUACAGAGUCUUCUUUAACUCCUGAUGGCCUUGUAGCACCAAUUAUCCCAACUGUCCAUAACGCAAAGUCAAGCAGUGAAAGUGCCCAGCUCAGCGCAAAUUCCUCCAUCAAAAGCAACCCAAGGCAGAAGAGAAAAGCUCAGAGACUCGAGUCUUCAUCUGAAUCAGAUUGCAGUAAUGCCAAGGAGGAAAUACCAACUUUAACUCAAGUUGUCAGAACAUCAGUUCCUCCCUCUGCUGUGACCCAGGAUCAGGAAGACUCCAAUGAAGCUAACAGAUGUGAGGCCUCAUGUGCUACAGCUGAUGCAGAAGAACAGUUGAGUCGUCCACCUCCGUGUCCCAGCCCCGACAGUGUUGCUUCCAGCCAAGCAUCUGUGGACUUGUUUGGCACGCCAGAUGAAUGUGAUGUCCCUGUAAAUGACACCAGCCUUUCCAUGGAAACAUCACAAUUUUCAAGUGAAGUUCUUGUUACACAGCAAAAGAUAGAAAUCCAGAAGGAGCUGGUGAGGCUGGAGAAACUAAUGGCUCUGGUGUCAGAGGUGCUUCAGGAGAAAGAGGGCAGUCCUGCAAAAGAAGUGCCCUCGGAAAGAAAUCAGAGCAGCACAACCACAAAUGCUCACAGGUCCCUCCCAUGUGACCAGGACGCAGGCCAAAGUUCAGACCUGAAAGAUGUUCCAGAUGCAGGAGGAGACCCCAGCACAAGAGCAUCUGAUGGGAAAGGGGUCACACAUCUCGGUGUGUCAAACCAAGGUGACAUUGCAGAGAUGGCCCCCCCAGCCUCGGGGGCUCCUGUUUCAGCAGCCAAAACACUUAAGAACUGCAGUUCGCCAUCAGAUGGGCAAGAAGACAAAGAAAACAACACACCUCCAGGAGACAGACAUAAAGCUAAGAUGGUGCUAGUGUCAUCUGGAUUAGUGCCCCAUGAACAGGUAAUGGUAAAAAAGUUUGCCAAGCAAGUUGGUGCUCGUGUGGUUUCCCAGGUGACACCAGAGGUGACUCACAUCAUAAUGCACACAGAUGAACAACUGGUAUGCGAGCGCACACUGAAGUACUUCCUUGGCAUUGCUGGCAGGAAGUGGGUGGUGAGCUUCCAAUGGAUUUCAGAGUGCUUCAAACAAAAGAAACUCUUAGAAGAGAGUUUCUUUGAAGUAAGAGGUGACGUGGUGAACGGACCCAACCACCAGGGCCCCAUGAGAGCUCGUACCACUGAAGACAACAAUCUGCUCAUGAGGGGCUACAAGAUCUGCUUCCAAGGGACCUUUACAGACAUGACUACAGAUGAAAUGAGAUGGAUGGUGGAGCUCUGUGGAGCAGCUGUAAUUAAAGACCCACUCCUUCUCGACAGCGAACAGAAGUCCCAUCAGUUGGUGAUUGUACAGCCUGGAUCAGAGUCGCCAUCCUCAUACAGCAGUCUCUCCAGACAAGCCACAGUUGUGACACGUGGGUGGCUCUUGGAUACAGUUGCAACCUACUCCCUUCAAAACUACAAAAACUACUCAGCAUGAGCUGGGGAACCCACCAAGCCGUACAUUGUCUUAUUUGUCUCUCUUGACCCAUUUUACAAUGCCUGCUUUUAAUGCCAUCCACAUGUUAAGAUGAAAGCCCUGUGUAUUCAAUGUGCCUGGCGAGAUGUAUAUAAAAUGUAGAAGUUGCUCGAA
Monopterus albus (swamp eel) is the source of this 4696-nucleotide messenger RNA. RefSeq names its product BRCA1 DNA repair associated. The transcript is spliced from 22 exons. The record is from RefSeq and is a predicted model, not a curated record. Gene Ontology annotation, biological process: sex-chromosome dosage compensation; positive regulation of transcription by RNA polymerase II; chordate embryonic development. Gene Ontology annotation, molecular function: ubiquitin-protein transferase activity; metal ion binding. Bases 269 to 4543 code for a protein of 1424 amino acids. Lineage: Eukaryota; Metazoa; Chordata; Actinopteri; Synbranchiformes; Synbranchidae. Gene Ontology annotation, cellular component: BRCA1-A complex; BRCA1-BARD1 complex.